Zootoca vivipara (common lizard) is the source of this 19966-nucleotide messenger RNA. The record is from RefSeq and is a predicted model, not a curated record. NCBI's taxonomy places the organism in Eukaryota, Metazoa, Chordata, Lepidosauria, Squamata, Lacertidae.
AGCUUAGGCUGCUCCUCCCCCCUCCCACGUUCCUGUCGCUGGCUGCAGCUGCGGAGAGGACGAAAACAGCCCAAUUUCCACAACCCGCAGCGACUUUUCCCCUUCAGUUUUCGGAGGGGAAAAGUGUGGGUUAUGGUCCGUAAAAUACGGUAAUAUUUUUUCUUUGGAGGGGGCAGCUGCCCCCCGCCCCUCGCUGGGUACGCCCAUGGGACAAUAUCUGAUCACCUAUAUUAGAUCUUUGAAGCCAAGGCUAGAUGAUAUGGUGGACAUAAUAAUAAUAAUAAUAAUAAUAAUAAUAAUAAUAAUAUUUUAUUCGUACGCCGCCUAUCCGGCUGGGUUUCCCCAGCCACUCUGAGCGGCUGCCAACAAAGAUUAAAAUACAUUAAAAUGUCACGCAUUAAAAACUUCCCUAAACAGGGCUGCCUACAGAUGUUUUCUAAAUGUCAGGUAGUUGUUUAUCUCUUUGACCUCUGAUGGGAGGGCAUUCCACAGGGCUGGUGCCACUACCGAGAAGGCCCUCUGCCUGGUUCCCUGUAGCUUUGCUUCUCGCAGUGAGGGAACCGGCAGAAGGUCCUCGGCGCUGGACCUCAGUUAUCCGGGCAGAACGAUGGGGGUGGAGACGCUCCUUCAGGUAUACUGGGCCGGGGCCGUUUAGGGCUUUAAAGGUCAGCACCAACACAUGGGGCUUCUGCUGAAAGAAAUUGCUCCGUGUCUCAUUCCUCUUUGUUGUUAGUAACCUCUAACGGCAACAGUCCAUGGUGGGACAUCAUUGGACAAUUCAAGCAAGCAGUAGCCUAUGAAGUGGAACUGAGGCAGAGCAAAAACACUCAAUGUGUGAUGAUACCCAUUAAGCCAUUGUUAGAUGUUAUGGAGGUGAUAAAGGGCUUCUGUUUCCCGUUUGCUGUAAUAGCUAGUUCCAGCCUUAAUUUCUGCCGACCACCUAAAAGUAAGAUUUUACUCCAACCAUUGCUGUUUUUAGCGCAGCACCAGUAUUGUUUGUUAACGUAAAGAGAAGCAUAACAACGUAGCACAACUGGAUAAGGCAGGGGUCAGCAAAUCCUUUCAGCAGGGGGCUGGUCCACUAUCCCUCAGACCGGGGGGGGGCGGACUAUAUUUUUGGAAAAAAUAUGAACGAAUUCCUAUGCCCCACAAAUAACCCAGAGAUGCAUUUUUAAUAAAAGGACACAUUCUACUCAUGUCAAAACACCAGGCAGGCCCCACAAAUAACCCAGAGAUGCAUUUUAAAUAAAAGUACUAGGGUGAUGACUUUUUUACAACCUCAUUUCCCUGUAUCAUAAUUUGAUGAGCUUUCACUAAAGAUUAGAUAAAAUCUUACUUUCAAAGAGAUUUGAUAAAAAAAAAACCUCACGCACAAAAUGAUUUUUUAAAUUUUUUUUAUCAGUUUUUUGACCAUUUUUGAAGUCACUGUAAGCAGAUAUAAAAUUGAACCCAAGCUUUAGAGUCACAUAUAUACAACAUUAUAUAGGGUCAUCAAACACACAAGGAAGCUGUUUUUAGCUGCAGUAACAGUAUAGACGCCGCUAGAGGAGGAUGUUUUGCUACCUCUCCUGUAGGUUCUUUUCCCAGCAUGUCCGGCAGGGUCUGCUGGCUGAGUCCCAAAAAGGGGCUUUUACCUUGCGCAGGUGUGACAUUUGUAUACCCUAUGUUGCUAAGAACACUCCCCAUUGUGGCAUGUGGUGUUGUGUCCCAAUUUGAUAUGAAAUAUAUAUGGAAUUGUUAAUACAAUUUUAUGAAAUGGUAAAACGGCAUACAAAAAUUUAAAACUGUUUGUGCGUAACCUUUUUAAAUAUUUCAAUGGAAUAUGCCUCAUUUUAGUCAUUAAUAGGCAAAAGUUCAUCCAUUUGUGCUACAGGAAAUAAUUUUUGAGAAAAAAAUUGAAAAAGUCAUCACCCUAAAAAGGACACAUUCUAUUCAUGUAAAAACACGCUGAUUCCCGGACGGUCCGUGGGCUGGAUUUAGAAGGCGAUUGGGCAGCAUCCGGCCCACGGGCCUUAGUUUGGGGACCCCUGGGAUAAGGGGUCUGCUAGUACUGGGAGAUUAUUAUGUGUUUGGAAACACUAUUUCUUUUUCGGUAGUGUUGUUUUCCACAUAUCACAAUUGCCUGUGGUGGCGUCCCCCCCCUUUCAAACAUGCCUUAUUCUUAUUUGGUCACUACCCAAAGCAUAAUAUACCACAGUUCUGACAUCAGUACCUGCUUUACUAACAAGCAGGGCUGAAAGGAUAAUUGGGGGGGGGGGGGUUGCAGUAACUGCAAUAUUGCUUCAGUCAAUGGAAUUCCCAAAUGAGAAGCAGAUGGCAGUUUCUUUCUCGUGGGUGUUGAUAAUGAUGUAUGCUGAGUUGGUUGUUACCUAGCAACUAAAGAUGCAGUUGUAAUCUAGCAGAUCCAGAAGCAAAAAAGAACUGGUGUUGCCUUGACACGGGGGGGGGGGGGGCAUUAAUGAUUUUCCCUGACAAUGGAAUUUCACUUGUAGCUGCAAGAAGGCUUUAAGAAGGACUUUCCUCCAAUCAAAGCAUUUUCCUUUUGUGUAUAAGCUAUGUGCUCCUUAAUCCUGCAUCAGGACAAAUUGAGUUUCCUUUCAGGAAAACUAAAUGCAUACAGAUACCAGCAAAGACAGGUAGAAUCUGUUGUAGAGGAAGGCUUUAUAACUACGCAACUGUAUAGAUAUAAUUGCAGAGUGUUUUCAUGAGUGUGUGUUUAAAUCUUACUCCUGCUUGUAACAGUAGGUUAUUACUCAUUGUUUACCAGAUUUAAUUAUGUGACCAGGACAUUUACAUUGUAGAGAUUCAGGCGUUGCAUACAGUAAUUAAACAAAAUAUUUUAUUGUUCCAAAGCUGGGUUUGAUUGGAUGUUCCAUGAUUCUUAUCUCCACAUUUUGUCACUGGUCACCACAGGUUAAACUACUGUUCAGAAGUUGUUGUUUAAGUUUAGAGCUUUACAAAAAAGGGGGAUUAAUUAUUUUGUGCAUUAAUAGCCUGGUUGUAACUUUUCUUCUCCGGCAGAAUUGAAAGUAAUAGUUCGUUCUGCUCCUCCUUUGGCUGGCUAUAUAUAAGUCACAUAAAUUGCCUUCUUAAUCUUGGUUUAUGAUAUAAUACGUUGAGUUUAAGGGGCUCCCAGACAUUGAGGCAGGGUUAUAAAAUAUUAAAUAAAGAUCUCAAGAAAAUUAAGUCAGUCAGAUCUAAUAUUCCUAAUGCAUUUUAUUGCAGCCAGUGGAAGAGGUCCAUGGACUUGCACAUAAAACUAGGCAAUAUUGUGAAAUGGCCUUUAUCAUCAGUUUUAGAAUAUUAUGUUUCCUUUAUAAGGGUGAGACACAGAAAACAGAGGUGUAUCAAGUUGUUCUUCAUGGUAUUUUUUCUCUCCCUUAUACAGUAGAAGUUUAGCAGAAUUAGGUUCUGCAGACACUCCCAAGGCAGGUACAAAUACAACUGUCUGGUAACAUUAAAACUAUUUAUUCUGUUUAUAUUCUUUAUGGAAGAGAGCAUGGAACUUUUAGCUACUCAGGAAAAGAGACUGCUGCACUGAGACUUCAUUAUGUUUCUGGAAGAGGUAUUCUGGGACAUGACAGUUGAAUGACGAUUCCCAAUUCUGUAGUCGAUCCCACUGAAAUAGAUGAUAUCCCCUCCAUUAGUGGUUGGUGCAGACAUAAUGAUGUUUAUACCCUUGCACCGCUGCAAAUAUCCGUAAUGUAGUGUAGCAUUAUCUGGGGGAAGAUGUGAGCUCUCACAUACUUCCUCUCCUCUUUGGAAACAUUCCCCUUGCAGCCUUAAUCAUAGUUAACAUCUGUGCUCUUAAAACAGUUAAUUCUAGCCAGGGCUCGCUCUAUUCAAGACUCACUUUUCAAAACCUACUUAAGCCUGUAGCCCUCUAUAUUCUUGUAUAUGCCGUCCCUCUGUAGAGGCAUUUUCAUGCUCAAAUACCAUUAUUAUUAUUAUUUAAAUAGGCUGUAACUAAGCAAUUAUUGUAAAUACAAAUUACAGUAUACGUUAUGGGAAAUAACCAGCAAUUCAGUAAGCUUUAGUGGUCGCUAGAAAGCCAUCACAUUUUUAAGAGAUCAGUUGGAAAUGUCAACAACCUCUUACAUUGUUAGCCUUGAUAUUUUCCAGCAGAGUAACUUCAGAGUGAAUGCAUUUCAUCCUCAGCUCCAUCAUUCAGUGUAACUGUAAAGAAUAACGUUUUUGAUAACAAUAGUUAAUGACUGCAGUUAAUGGCGCCACUGAAGAACCUGGUUAUUUUGUUUGAGUGUGCAGGCACCUGCUUUUGUUGGGUUUAUGCUUCGAAAAAGAUAAAUAUUAUUCAACAGUUGUGUGAGUAGAAGAUGGCUCACAUGGCAGAUAUUUAUCUUCUUCUCUUCCCCCUCCACAGCUUCUGCACUCUUUGAAAAACCUCUUUAGAGAAUGGGGCAGGGAAUGGAGAAUGGAGACUUCUGGUCAGUUUGGGCUGAAGAAAGCUGCAGAGGAGGGGGAGGAUGUGGGAAUGUUAAGGAUAGUAGGAAUAAGCAUUAUCCUUCCUUCACUCUCACUAGUAAGUGAUGUAGCAGAGCAGAUUCCCCUCCAUAUAGCUGGAAGCUAGCUUGCAGAUACACUUGAAUCUCUUAGGAUUAUUUCCUGGUGUCCCCUUUGAUCCCUCUUAAAAGAAUAAAGACACGAGAGUCUUUCUGAAUAAAGUAACAAAACGUUUACUCACAUUUCACUUCACGAUUUGAUCCCCAUAGCUGCCAAGUACCCCAUUUUCCCCGGGAAACCCCCGUUUUUUCAUACCGUUUCCCGGCGGUCCCUCGUAUCACUUCGUCUCCCGCUUUCUCUCUUAUAUUCUCCUGCCGGCGGCCAUUCCCCCCCUGCUUUGCCCAUCUAUGGGCACCGAAAAUGGCCGGCACCGAAAGUCACAUCUACGCAUGUCCGGAAGUGCGUAGACACGACUUCCGGUGGCGGCGGCCAUUUUUUGUGCCCAUAGGGGCAAAGCGACACCGGAAGUUGCAUCUACGCACUUCUGGACAUGUGUAGAUGCAACUUCCGUUGCCAGCGCCGGCCAUCUUUUGUGCCCAUAGAUGGGCAAAGUGACACCGGAAGUUGCGUUUACGCAACUUCCAGUGUCACACGGCUACCGGUCCCGGAUUCUGCAGUCCAGGACUUGGCAGGUAUGUUGAUCCCUGAAAUGCAGGCUUUACUUAAUAGUUAUAUAAGAAACUGAGCUCAUCUCUUAUAUGGAGACUGAACUCAUGUGCUGCUGGCUGACAGCCAGCAGACAGCAAAAUUACACCAAUAGAACAAAAUGGCUGCAGGAGAGCAGCAUGGCAGCAAAAGAACAGCAAGCAAGAGAACAAGUAAAGCAAGAGAUCAAGACAAACUAGACUAGACAAAACUGCAAGAAUCAAGACUGAGAAAAUGGCUGCAUGACUCGGCUCUUUUAUGGAGCCCGCCAGAGCCAUGCCCAUCUCCCAGAUCACAUGCAGGGGGAGGAUGCUCCAGACCAGUGGAACAGGAAGUUACACCGACUGGAUGUUCCCCUGCCUGUGAUUGCAUCCCACAGAGGAUACAGUACAACUCAUAUGCUUCAAGAAUGUCCUCCAACCUUAUGGAGUGGCUGUCUGGAGAGUGCAGGGCCCGAAAGGGAUAAUUGAAUUUUGUCGGAUGCACAGCCUUCCACUCUUGCAGCCAUUGGAUACCAAACCUUGACUGUAACUUUCACCUAUAGGAGAGAGGAUUGGUCUAUAAUCUGUUUGAAAUGGCAGGUAAACCUCCCCUGUUUCCCUUGUAUAAAGAUGAUAGACGCUGCCGUGAUGUUAGCAUUUGCUACGCUAAUACUAUUACACAAGUGUCUUUCAUGCAGUGUAGGUUUUUAAUGGAACCUUUGCUUGAUAUCAACAGAAAUAAGUGCCAGAGUGUGAGCCCCACUUUUGAUUACAUAGACAUUUGAUAAUAGGAAAAGUUCAGAGAGUCGGAGUGAGGUGACCCAUUUUUGUUUUGAUUUCAUGCAAUGUGUAGUUUGCUCUUGCGGUCUUUCAAGCAAAAGCAUGAACUCUCCUAUGUGUGCUUAACAAGUAAGGAUUAUUACAAAAAGCAAGAAAGCUAAAUGUCAUUAAUGUGCCACAGAAUAGUUAAAGGGUGGAUUUAUCUUAUUACUUUUCAGUCAAAAUGUAUUUUCAGAUAUGGAGAUGUAAAAUCUCCCACAUAGGUUUGUGGAUAGUAUCUUAACUUUUUUAUAAAGUUUUUUUUUUUGGUCUGCUUAUACAUUUCCAUAUGAAAAAGAAUAAUGAGGGAAACUGUUUCCAAACAUUUCAAAAACAAAACAAAACAAAACACCUGAGGCUGCUUCAAAGUUCAGAAGUAAAGGCCAAAUAAAUGAUUGGCCAUUGGUUCUGGGCUCAUAUGUGCCUUUUCCCCACCUCCGGCUGGGAUUUCUCCCUGAAUGUCCUUGUCUGCUGUUAGGAUCAAAAUUGACAAAUCGUGGUUUGUGCUCAAAAUCAGAAUUGGGGAACUAAGUGGAGGGAUUUCCAGUUUUGGAUUUAAAGAUAAGCAUAGUUGCCCACUCAUAUAUAAUGGCAAACUGUCAAUUUCUAGAAUAGCAAAGGAAUUGGACAGCACGAAGGGAGAUGAGAACAUUCAAUUCUGAAGAUCACCAAUCCGUGGUAUAUUAGCUUACAUAGGAGCCAAUAUGCAGAAACGGCUCAAGGAAAUUAUCAUCAUGCACCGCAGCUUGGCUCCUAUAUAUAAAAUAACCAAUAUUUUGAGGACUAAUAUUUAUGCUCAUCCAGAUCCUUCCUUCAAAACUCACCUUUCCUGUAAAGACUGGCUUAAUUGCUUGAUCCUGAUACCCAGCUAUAACCAAGCCCAAACACUUUUAUCUUUAUGCUUGUAUGUCACUUGCUAUCCUCGUCUCACCCUGAUCUAAAUAUGGUUUAUUCCUGAUUCAAGGCGGAGUUCUCCCCGAUUCAGAUAUAACGAUGAACUCUGGUUAGUUUGAAACAGAGAGGCAAAUGCUUCUGAUCUUCUUGUGGCUACAUCAGAGAAGAGGAAGAGUGUAUGAGCCCCAGGCAUGCUUACGUAGUGCGAAAUCAUGGUUUAGUGUUAAUCCAAAAUGGGUUAAAUUAAUGGGAAUAGGCUGUUCACAAAACGUGGCAUUAGUACAAGUGCACAAUUCGCAGCUUUUCUUUGUUACUCUUCAAAUGAUACACAUUACAGGAUGUGUUCUUAAACAGCAUUCCUGUGCAUCUACACCUUCAUAAGUUGUUUGUGUUGCAUCAUGAGGAAUGUGGUGUUUACGCUACUUACUUAGAAUAUACAUUAUGUGAAUAUCUAUAGUUUUGAUUUUUAAUUUGUUGCUUAUACCUGGUGAUUGAUUAGAACAAUUUGCACAGAAGCUUUCGCGAUGUUCCUGAAUGAGGGAAAAUACACAGACACCACAUGGCAGUUAAUUACACCGCUUUAACAAUAAAUGUCAAGGAAAUGUUUUUUUUAGAAGGAAAAAAAAAGAUGAAUGCUGCGCUUAAGCAAAGUGCAAUUACAUUUCCAACAUCUGAAAUGUUUCACAACACUGUACGUACUCAAGCAGUGAACACUUUAGCAUUUUCCACACAUGCACAAUGGCUGACAGAUGGUGGGUGUUACAGGUAUAAUUUUGUAACCAACACUCACUUGUUUGUUUGCAAGAGGGAAUUCCUGCUACCAUAAUGUUUUGUUAAUCUGAGCUAAUUUAUUCCUACACAAAGAAGUAUUUGCAUAUAGACACAUUUCUUAGAACUGAUCUUAGAAGAAGGAUUAAGGUCAUGAUUUGGUAGAAUGUUGCUUACAAAUGAGACUUGCAUGCAAAAUUCCAUUCCCCCCCCCUGAAACAGUCUGCAGUCUAAAACAGUUUAUUUGCGCACAUUUUCCCUAGCCAGAAACUACUAUCAGUCUGAUUGAGAUGGCUUAUCAUGAAUGGAAGAAAAGGGCUGAUAAUGUAGAAUGCCAUCUCUUUUAAAUAAGACACAGCUGUGAUAUGUGAACACGCAUGCAUCUUAGUAGUAGGUUUACCACAUAGUACAGCAAUUCAACUGUCAACGCUGUAAGUAUUGGCCUGAACAAUCUCCAGCAGCAGCUAAGAAGCUAGCACCCUGUUACUCCUGUGACUAGAUGCAAGAAAGAUGGAAGCUGCUGCAACUAUUCUAAUUUAAUUUACAGCCUUUUGCUUGCUGCACAUAGGCGAUGGGUAUCCUAAAUUCCAGGUAUUCAUGACAUUUGCCACAUUGUUCCGGGGUGAGGUCACACCCUGUGAUUUCAGAUCCUAAGGUUUUAGAUCGUUUGUUUAAACUGGCAUUUUUAUAUUACACAGAAAAAAGUUAAAUGCAUAUUAAACAGGAAAUUAUUAUGAAUCUAGAACAAUGUGUCAUACUGUGAUUAACUCGGACCUAACAGAUUUUCAGAAAACUGAAAAAAUACUGAUAUCCAUUGGAUUAUUUUUUAAAAAAACCAUAUAAUAAUAAUAAUUAAUAAUAGUAAUAAUAAUUUGGGAAUCUGAUCUAAAUAGUACUCCAUUUCUGACAUUUUAAUGGAAAUUGUAGCCAAGGCCUACUUGAGUCCUGUGGUUCAUAAAAAGUGGGGGUGGAGGGAGUAAAAAGGGAGCUACACCUCAAAUCGUCCUGUGGUGUUGUGAGGAGGAGGAGAUUGAGGGAAAUGAGGUUAUCAAGCGCUACAGGAACAGUUUCCAUCCUUUUUGGACCUAUGGGCACAUUUGCAAAUUGGAGAAACCGUCAUGGGCACCCACUUAAGCAUAUCUGGCGCCAUGGUGCGAAGAUCCCUCCGGCGCCCCGUUUCCCAGCGCAACUGUCUAGCGGGCACAGCGCGGUGCCCCCCUGGUGGCCCGGCACCCUGCCGCAUUGCGGCACCCAGCCUUGCCUUAGGGCCGGCCCUGUGGGCACCUCACAUAUAACUGCAGGCAAGCCCAUACUAUGGCCCUAUCCUAUUGGCUACAAAGUAAUGUUAAUGAACGGCUUAGGGAGCUGGGUAUGUUUAGCCUGGAGAAGAGAAGGUUAAGGGGUGAUAUGAUAGCCAUCUUCAAAUAUAUGAAAGGAUGUCAUAUAGAGGAGGGAGAAAGGUUGUUUUCUGCUGCUCCAGAGAAGCAGACACGGAACAAUGGAUUCAAACUACAAGAAAGAAGAUUCCACCUAAACAUUAGGAAGAACUUCCUGACAGUAAGAGCUGUUCGGCAGUGGAAUUUGCUACCAAGGAGUGUGGUGGAGUCUCCUUCUUUGGAGGUCUUUAAGCGGAGGCUUGACAGGCAUAUGUCAAGAAUGCUUUGAUGGUGUUUCCUGCUUGGCAGGGGGUUGGACUGGAUGGCCCUUGUGGUCUCUUCCAACUCUAGGAUUCUAUGAUUCUAAUUUCAAACCUAAUAUCAGGGGAAGGUUUCUUUGGGCACAUGUAUGCUCAGCCUCAGGGGCACUGUGUUGGUGACCCUGGUACUAGAAGGAGAAGUGUAGAGAAAUGUUGACUACAUCCCCAGGAACUGCUGCUGUGCAGUUGCAAUCUUACUUACAGUAUUUUGAAGGUUCACAGGGAGCCCCUUGGGAGUGUAUGAAGUUCAUAUGUCUUCUAAAAAUCAAACUGUUGUUCUGUUGAUUGGCAGUCAAAUUGUGAUCUUAAUGUACAAAAAAAGGGGGGGUGGAGCCAGGACCAGAUUUAGGUUUGAUGAGCCCCUAAGCUACUGAAGGUAAUGGGGCCCUUUACAUAUGUCCAGCUGUCCUUUGCUAACAACAAAUUGUUGCUGCUAUUUGUAUUGAAUAUAUUGUAUAUGGUAAUUUAUGGACCUAAUAGGUAUCUAAAGCCAUUAUUUUUUAAAAAUGUAUUUUAUCAAAGUAAUUGUUGAACUGAAAUACAAUUAAGAAUAUUAAUAGUGAAAAAUGUUUUUUGGGGGGAGAGAAUGGGGCCCUAAGCUAUAGCUUGUUUAGCUCAUACGUAAAUCCGGCAUUGGGUGGGACAUUGCUUUUCUUUCCCGCUUUUCUCCAGCACAGUAUUCAAUGGCUUUUCAUUGUGUUUUAAGAAAGUUAGAAAAAUACCCUCAAAAAAGACAUUGCUCAGUUACUAAUACUAUCUUUUCAUGCCUAACAUGUUUCCCAUCCACAUCUAGUUAUGCAAAGUCUUGGAAUACUUGAAGUUUCAGAACUCCUGUGCCUGCCCUGCUUGCUAGAAAAGGGAUUCAGUGCUUUUCCCUUGAGUUCAUGGGAUAAAUUUAUAUCUUAUCUCUUGCAAUCACUCCAGGCAUUAUUAAUAUGUUAGAAUUAAAAGCUCUUGAUUUUUACCUGCUGGAUCGGUACUCUUCAGUACUUAAACUCUCCAAAUAAAUCUCCUCAUCCCCAUUUUUCAAGUUGGGGGUGGGGAGAUAUGCCACACUGUUCUUAAAACAUACCAUUGGCACAAAUAAAUCUUCUCAAGAAGAAAAGAUAAUGGAUUUAGGUAGAAAAUUGAUAGUUACUUUUGUAAAGGGCAAUGGGUCGUACUGUGAGCACUGCAAAGGGUGGAGUCUCCAGUGGUGUAGACAGCUUUACUUGAAUAUGGUAUGUGGGUAGCAACUGUGAAGAGAAGUAAAGGCAUGUAGUUUGGGGGCGAGGCUUGUUAGUUCAGUGUGUGGAGAAGAAGGCUAUUGAAUUCCAGCAGGUAGCAAGACAGAAGGAACACCUAAGGCUAAAUCAGGAUUGCUUUCCUGUUUUACAAUCAAAAUACAUUUUCUUAGCAUUUGUUAUUAUGUUGUGUUUUUUUGCAUUUUUAUACUGUAAACUGCCCGAUGAUGAUGAUGAUGAUAAUAAUAUAUUUAUACCCCACCCAUCUGUCUGGGUUUCCCCCACAACUCUGAGUGGCUCACAACAGAAUAUUAAAACAGAAUAAAACAUCAAACAUUAAAAACUUCCCUAAACAGGGCUGCCUUCACAUGUCUUCUAAAAGCCAGAUAGUUGUGUAUUUCCUUGACAUCUGGUGGGAGGGCAUUCCGCAGGGCGGGUGCCACUACCAAGAAGGCCCUCUGCCUGGUUCCAUGUAGCUUCACUUCUCGCAGUGAGGGAACUGCCAGAAGGCCCUCGGAGCUGGAUCUCAGUGUCCGGGCUGAACGAUAGGGGUGGAGAUGCUCCUUCAGGUAUACUGGGCCAAGGCCCUUUAGGGCUUUAAAGAUUCCUUCCAGCAGCACCUUAGAGACCAACUAAGUUUGUCAUUAGUAUGAGCUUUGGCAGGGCUUUAAAGGUCAGCACUAACACUUUGAAUUGUGCUUGGAAACGUACUGGGAGCCAAUGUAGGUCUUUCAGGACUGCUGAUCCUUGGAUGAAGGGCUGUAUAUAAAUGCAAUAAACAAAAUAAAUAUACAAAAUAGCAGAUUCACCCUAUUUAAAGCCAUGAAGUUCAGUGGGUAGCCUUGGUAGGCUGCGCCUCUGUUAAUGACUGACUGGAGUCAUUGUGAAGAUAAAGAGGUGGAAAAUAGUUUCAAUCUUCUGCUCCUUUGUGGAAGCAUGGGAUAAAAAUAUAAUAAACUAGCUGGCCCGGCCACGCGUUGCUGUGGGUCAUCCCUGUGAUUCCCCCCACCCUGUCCCGAUCCAUGACAUAUCCCGCCCCUGCUUCCUCCAAACCCUUGGCUCAUCCCUGUGUUUCGGUAGGAUACCCUUCCCUCUGUUUUCCCCGGGGAGUGUUGUCCCCUCCCCCCUGUAUCUCCUUACAGUGGCCCCUGCACACGCAUCGUGAACAUUUUUAUAUAUUUAGAUUUAAAAAAUUUGGAAUAAGAACAUGAGAAGCAGAAGUUAUUAUUGUUUAAUUUUAUUUUUGGUGUUGUCAUUUAUUUUGGUGGGUUUUGUAUGAUGUGGGCAGGUAUUGUAUGAUUUGGGUAUCAUUGUGUUGAUUUUUGGUGUUGUCAUUUAUUUUGGUGGGUUUUGUAUGAUGUGGGCGGGUAUUGUAUGAUUUGGGUGUUGUUGUGUGUUUUGGCGGGGGGUUGUGUGUUUUUUGUUAUUUGGAUUUUCUAAUUUUGGUGACCCAGAGAACCCAGAGAACUACUUUAAUAAUCCCAACCGUGGGGGGGGGGGAGAGGAAUCGAAUAGUGAAGACCCACAGCCCCGUAGCAACAGAAGGCGAGUUCCGAAGCGCCCAAGCUGUUCAGUUCCAUUAAAAGCCCAGGAAGCGGCAUGGGGAAGGUGGGAGAUUGUAAAUCAAGGCGGGUGGGAUUGGCCACUGCAAAUAUCCGAGGACUUAAACUGGGGAGAGAAAGUACAUGGUUGUGUUUUUUUAAAAAGACGCAGAGACUUGCAAUCAGUCAUAGUAUAAAGCCUAGGUUAAAAGGGGCAUGACUGCACUUACUUAAAAUGGCCACUGGAGCCUCGCAUGUGACACAACGCCCACUAAAUUUUAAAGUAAAAACCCAUUGCCAUGCCCCCAAGUGCUGUGGGUUAUCCCCCCCCCGGGCCUAGUGGGGGCCUGGCGGCCUGGCAGGGGCCUAUAUAAAACAAAGGCUGUGCUGUGACCUGCGAUUUGGGCGCUCGCCCUCCGCCCCGGGCCUAGUGGGGGCUUAGCAGCCUGGCAGGGGCCUAGGGGUCUGGUAAUGGCCACCUUGGUGGUUUCAGUUGCUUGGUUGAUGAUGUCAUUAUUUGGCGCCGCCCUUCAGAGCUUUUGCUGGUGACAGCGUGCAGUCUGCCUUUCUAUUGGAUGCUGCUGGAGUCUUCAGAGCUUUUGCUGGUGAUGUCUAAUUUGUGCGCCACUUUUUUGCGUUUAAUCACUAUUUAAGGUAUGAAAGUUGUGCUUUUGAAUUUUUUUAAUACCAGAUCCCUCACUGAUGAGCAAGGUACGCUUUGUCCUAAUUUGAUGCAAUUUGGUUCAGCGGUUACGGAGAAAGGCUGUGACCUCUGUGCGCACAAUGCCUACAUUUCUAUAUAUAUAGAUACUUGAAUAAGAAAAGCUGAUGGGUUCGUGCUGGUCUUAUUAUUUAUACUGAGAAGUGUUCUUAGGUACUUGGCUAGCUUUUUCGUUGUGCAUUGCGCACCAUCUCUCUCAAAUCUUUCAGCACAUACAGACCUAAUCUGCUGCCAAAAAGCACAUUUGACUUUUAUGUAGCUUUUUACUAGCUUUCUUUGGCUUUGUACUUUUUUAUAAAAAAGUGGAUUUUUUUUAAAAGGUUGAUACCAGCUUCUCCAAACAUAAAUAGAUUUGCAAUAUCACUCAGCGAUAGAUUAUAUAAGUAAUCUGUAAGUAAGGUCAAUUCAUAUAGCCUCAAAAAUUUCUAUAAAUGUGAGUCAGUCACUUUUGAAAACUAUACAAAGCACUGAAUAACGUUGGAUUAUGAAAUGUACACUGUAACCCUCUUAAUACUCUUUCUCCAUAAUUCCUCAUUCUGUUCAUAUUCACUGAAAAAGACAUUUUUCUUGAAGUGGUGUUGCUCAUUACAUUGACUCCACUCUUGUACAAUCAGUACAAUCAUGUCUGAUGUCAUUACACUUUUUGACAACACUUUUUUUAGCUACUUCUGGCCUGUGGAACCAAUGAGACCUGCAAGGCUUCUCCAUUUGGCACACGAGGCCAUUUCAGGAAAGCCACACUCACCUCUCCAUCACCCAAAGCAGGAAAGACACAGAUUGGGUUGCAGAGGAACAAUCGCCUUUUCCCACCUGGCCGGCACGGCAGGGCCCUGAUUGACUCCAGCUACAAAAGCUGAGGCUGCUGAACGGACUUUUGGGCUGCGGUUGACUGGCAGCAGCUGGAUUAUCUAGUAAUUGACAUGCCACCUGGGACAGGAGAUGUACAACUGUCAAUCUCACAGAAUAUCCCAAUUGCAGGGGCUGUGAUGGUGUCCACUCCUCAGGAUAUCGCUUUACUGGAUGCACGCAAAGGAACUGAGAUGUUCAAAAAAGUGAAUGUGCCGGUCUUGGGGCUCGUUCAAAACAUGAGCCUUUUCCGGUGUCCAAAAUGCAACCACGAAACCCACAUUUUUGGAACUGAUGGUGUGAGGAAUCUAGCCUGUGAUCUUGGUCUGGAUGUUUUAGGUGACAUUCCUCUACAUGUCCACAUAAGAGAAACAUCUGAUGCUGGCAAGCCUAUUGUGGUCUCACAGCCCCAGAGUGACGUGGCCCAAGCCUAUCUGAAGAUUGCUGCUGAAAUAGUGAAAAGACUGCCAGUUUCUCCAACUUAAAACCAUAUUUUUGAGGUUCUGUGACUAGAACUUUACCAUUUGAAGUGUGCCGUAGGAUGUGACAGAAGAAAUGCCAUAUUAUGGAACAUGCCUUAUUUUUUAUUUUGUCUUGGAAAAUUAAAUGUCGGUACCAACUUAGUGCAAUUGUCAUAUCAAACGUUUGAAGCAAACUUUCGGCAUGCUUUAGCAGCAAAAAGCACCAAAGAGCCAACUUGUAUUUGGAACUCAAUAUUUUUAGUGCACCAUUCAGUAGGCCUGGUAUUAAAGAGGAAGAGAUAUUUGAAGAGAUUUUAGCGUCUUUAUGUAGGUACACUGACAAACACCAGAACGCACCACUGCAUGUGUGGUCAGUUUGUUUCUCUCUGUCAUGUGUCUGAAUGAAGAUACUAGAAAUGUAAGAUAAUUAUGCUCAGCUUUGAAGAGUUAUCAUUAGCCAAGAUUCACUUAUAAGCAGUCAAACAAUUAACUAAGAAUCCCAAGAACUGGCUUUUUAAUGCAUUCUCUUAUCAGCUUAUGUUCGAUCAUAAGAUAAUUUUCUUAUUGUAAUUGUCUGGGGAAAUUGCUCCAUUUCCUUUGUCUUGUUGAGCCUGAAUAAACCCAAAAAUCAGCAACAAGCUCUUCAUUAAAAUUAGAUGCAUUUGAGAUCAGGUUGCCAAAGGAGGAAACAAGUGAUAAAAAUUAAUUACUGACGAUUGCAUAUAUGAAUAUUUUCCCACUAGGAAAUAAUAGCCCUGAAUCUAUAAACAAAAAGAUCUAAUUGCCCUUUUUUUAUCAGUGCAUACUGCGUGGUUUUGUCUGAAUUUCCUACUGCCUUAAGUCUUGCAUCAUUAUUUUCUGCUAAUAGAGCUGGUCACAGCAGGGGGAGGGGGAACUGAAUAUGAAUGCAUCUAGGAUUUAGGCUUACAUAAACUGAAAGUGUGUUUGUACAGAAUGGUUUAUUAGUGUCUCUCUAUUCAAUUCUACAUCUUUUUGGUUCAUGCUACUAUUUGUUCCUGUUAUAUACGGUAGGUUCUAAUGAUAAUGUACAAUGACUCACUCAUACACAGAAUAAGCAAGAGAACGGGUUGUAUUCAAUACAGUGGUACCUCGGGUUAAGAACUUAAUUUGUUCUGGAGGUCCAUUCUUAACCUGAAACUGUUCUUAACCUGAGGUACCUACUAAUGGGGCCUUCUGCUGCCACUGCCACUGCCACAGCCACACAAUUUCUGUUCUCAUCCUGAAGCAAAGUUCUUAACCUGAGGUACUAUUUCUGGGUUAGCGGAGUCUGUAACCUGAAGGGUCUGUAACUAGAAGCAUCUGUAACCCGAGGUACCACUGUAUAGCGCUAAGGUGAACAUUCGAUCAGCACAAUAAUUUAUCCUUCGUAGUGGAAUAUUAUCCUCCCCUGCUCUCACCCCCCUGCAUGCCUCUAAAUCUGUUUCCCUUGCCUUGCAAAUCUGGGGAUAGCUUGUGCUAGUCCAAAAUGUUAGGCCUAAUAUUUUACUGGAAAAGGUUAUGUGAGUAGCUGUCUGAUUUUCAGAGUUUAGACUGCCAUUUUGUUCUCCAGCAUAUACUAUUCAAAUAAAUACAGUCUCCCUAUGAAUUCACAGGAUCUGAGAUAAAACGUGGUAAUGUUACUAUAGGUAAUGGGAAAGAAGCUUUCCGAAGCAGGUUUCCCAAGGGAGCAAAAGCUAGAUAGAUUGUGCUGAGGCCUUAUUCCAGGACAUCCCUCAGCACCACUAAGUUAUUUAGUGGUUCAUAUUGUAGGGACGCAGGUAGCCUAAGGCUUGCAGAUCAGAAGGUCGGCGGUUUCGAAUCCCCGCGACGGGGUGAGCUCCUGUUGCUCGGUCCCAGCUCCUGCCAACCUAGCAGUUUGAAAGCAUGUCCGUGUGCUGCUCUGGUUCACCAGAAGUGGCUUUGUCAUGCUGGCCACAUGACCUGGAAGCUGUACGCCGGCUCCCUCGGCGAAUAACACGAGAUGAGUGCCGCAACCCCAGAGUCGGUCACGACUGGACCUAAUGGUCAGGGGUCCCUUUACCUUUAUUGUAGGGGCAAGGUGCCUCCCAUUCAUCCUUUAUACUGAGCUUGACUACAAUGACUUUUAUAUAGCACUGAUUGGCUUUUGGAGAGACUGGAUCCAGAUGCACCAUUCUCAAGUUUCCAUCUUGGAUGGACAAAGGCACACAUCUUCUCCCUCUUCUUUAUACUGAGCGUUGGCAAACUGAUUCUCUGAUUAAAAGUUUCCUAGAGCAUCCAUGAAUCGUUUCUUUAUUUUUGUGUUGCAAAUUUUUGUGUUGUGUUUAAACAAGAAAGAAGGAAUUUUGGCAAUUUAGUAACAAUAUAAAUCAGCAAUACUGAUUUAUAAAUCCUUGCAUCUUUUAUCCAUAACAGGAUCAAGGUAGCCUGUACGCAUGCGUGUAUGAAUGCUUUUGUUGCCAUGUGGACUUCUGUUUGGAAUACACUAGUAAGAGUUGUUUGACAUCUAUCUGUCUCAGGAGACAAUGGAAGACUGUGCCUUCUGGGGUGAAGACAAACCAUUGGUGAGUUACAGCACCAGGUGUGGCUGUAGAGACAGAUAUGAGAGAGACAUGUUUUGUUGCAGCUGAUGCAUGUGUAGCAUGGCAUUUCUUCUUUCUGCGCUUCUCUCAGCAGUCAUUCCUUUUCUGAUUGCUGCUAUGGAUACACAACCUGUCUGUCUCCAGACACUGCAGUUGUCUGCAAGAGAUUCCCACAUGGUGGGGUUAAUGUUGCCAUCACAUCCUGGCAUGUGAUGCCCCAAAUCUUCCUGAUGCAGUGCAUGUGGGAGGCAUCAUUCCUGGCAGGUGUAAGUUGCCCAUGUCUCACUACCAUAAAGUGGUGUGCUCAGCACGCAAGCCUGGUAGACCUUCAUCUUGGUAUUGGCCAUUGACUUCACAUUCUCCCAUACCCUUUUGGAGAGGCAAACCGUUGCUACAGCUCCCUUGCCAAAAUGCUCAGCGUUGAUGGAGAAGUUGUUGGUUAUGGUGGAGCCCAGGUAGACAAAAUUGUCUAGCACCUCAAGCGUGUGGCUGCCAAUGCUUGGAGUGCUGGUGAUGUUCUGACCCAGGAUGUUGGUCUUUGUCAGGUUGAUGGUAAGGCCGAACUCCCUGCAGGUUUGGGCAAAACACUUGAUGAGAUUCUGUAGAUCUUCCUCGGAGCGUGCUGAAAGCAACAAGGAAGAAUAGGCACAAAGAGUUGGGUUGAGAACACAACCCUAUUUUACACCACUCUUCAUAGGGAAGGCAUCCGAGGAUGAGCCAUCAUAUUAGACGGUGCUGCACAUGUUAUUGAGGAAGGACAUGGUCAUCUGGUGGAGCGUCCUACUUUAUUGAACAGUGUGAAGAGUCCUUUUCGACUGCCGACCCAUUGAUUUCAGUAUUCUCUUGUUGGUAUUGAUUAAAUUGCUUUUUAAUCACUGGUAUAUGUUGGAUGGAUUUAUUGCAUUUUACAUACUUUUGGAACCUGCUCUGUGAUCACUUGAUGUGAUGAAAGGUGGUCUCCAAUUUUUUGGAGCAAGAUAUCAUUUAAAAUAUCCAUACGUGUUUCACUCUUAAUUUUGAAAAAUCAGAUAAUGAGAACGCAUCAGUUCUACGCUGCUCUUUUCUUGUAAGUUAUCCGUUUUAUCAGUUGCUUUUCCAAUGCUGAAAAUUCAGUAUUGUUGCUAUUUCAAACAUGCAGAUGUGUUAGUUGGUUACAGAACUGAGCUGCUUUACUUCACCUUUCUAUCUAAACAUAAUUAGCUUAGUAUUUUUUAAAAACAACAGCAACAAUAAACUCUCUGCUAUCUUACAGUAAAAAUUGCAAAUGUUGCUAAAGCUAGCCGCCACAAAAAGCCAUUAAAAUACUUCAAGAAAAAGAGCCAAAGACCUGCUGAAAUAGAAGAGUCUUAUAUGACCAAAGACAAGUAAAGGAGGAGGAGGAGGAUUUGAUACCCCGCUUUAUCACUACCCAAAGGAGUCUCAAAGCGGCUAACAUUCUCCUUUCCCUUCCUCUCCCACAACAAACACUCUGUGAGGUGAGUGGGGUUGAGAGACUUCAAAGAAGUAUGACUAGCCCAAGGUCACCCAGCAGAUGCAUGUGGAAGAGCAGAGACACAAACCCGGUUCCCCAGAUUACAAAGAUGGAGCCAGGCGAUUUGGAAAAUCAAUAAAAAUAAUUGGAAGGGGGGGAGGGGAGCCAGAGCCAGAUGGACCUCCUUUGAGAGGAUGUUCCAGAGUCUGAGCAGAAAGAACACUUGAUGGCUCCUAACUGAAUAUGUGAAAUGCUUCUGUUGAAAAGCACUGUGUUUUGAUGUGAUACAGAAGUUCUGUUUCGUACGUUUCAGGGUUUAAGAGCUCUUAUGUGAAUUAAAGUUGAAAAACGACCAUGAACUUGACCAGCUGGCAGUCUGGGGGGGGGAGGGGGAGACUUCUAGGUGCCCGGAGAAAGUUAUUUUUGUGGAACACUUGAUGGAAAAUUCUAAACAAAAGGUGACCCCAAAGGAGGAUUCAAGGCUGAAAUAAAUAUUUUUCCAAACACCUGGAGCUCUUUCCACCCCAUCAUAUAUUAAGUUGUCAAGUCUUGCAUGCGUAUGGCAAACGACUCUGCCUUCAUUUGAAAUUAUCCGCGGAUAAUGGACAGUUGCAUCUGGAGACACGGCCAGGACCACAACACUGACUGGGAACACAAGCUGUCCCGGUGUAAAAGCCAGGCCCAGGGCAUGGUCAGUUGAGAAAAUAGGGACCAGGAUGGUCAGGCCAUCCCCUGGCAAGGACCUUGGGCUCGACUGUUCCAUUUUCUAGAGAGAUGGGAUAUAGCAGCAUUGGGGGCCCUCCUUGGACUGAUGCCCACAGGUAAACAGUGUGGAGAGAGACAGUGACAGGAUGAUUAGAGAAAUCUGGCUGAGAAAGAACCAGUAUGAAGUAACGACAUCUGUACUGAACCCACAAAGAAAAGCAAUUUUUCUGAACAGCUUAUCAAUUAUAGGAGUGGCACUAACUGCUGAGUGAAUAUGUAUAGGUUCGAGCAUCUCUUUACCAUCACCCCACACACUCUUAACACAAUUCCACCCCCCCCCAGGGUGAAAAAGCAGGGGGGCUGUUUUGAGGGCAGAAAAAGUGGCUGGUGGUGAGGUGGUUAAGGAGCACUUCCCCACCAUUCUUUCCUGCAAACUGGCACCCUGUUUCAUUUAUUUUAAAAUAAUCAGACUUUUCAUGUUUCCUGUGCAAUCUCUGAUUUGGCCCCAUCAUAAAACACUUUCCCUGCUAGUUUCGAGAGACUCUUAAUGCUCCAUGACGGAAUGAUGGCAGCAGCUCCAAUCCAGCUGGGCUUGAUGAUGUGAGAAUAGCUAUGUAAAAGUACCAACCAUGCUGUGCAAUUAAACUUUCUCUACAGAGUAGGAAGAGUAGUCAUGGCAUAAUUGUACACGUCAUAUAAUUGUGCUAUUAGCGCAAUUAAAUGCGUAUUUAUUUCUCUGGCUGCUUUCUCCCCUCUUUAUUUUUAGCUGGUGUUCUAAAUAAAACUGCUGAUAGGGAAGCAAAUUAACCUCAAGUGUUCACACAAAAUAAGAGAUUUAAGUAUACAGUUCUUGAGCUUCUCUUUCUGUGGACAAACGCCAGCUCUCUUGGCCUGAAAGCGAGAUGAGCGCCGCAACCCCUUUGACUGGACUUGGAGACCUUUACCAUUACCUUAUUUAUUGCAUAUUUGAAAUAUCUAUAUUUUCUUCACAGAAGUGAAAGUAACGAUUGCCAGCAAUGAGUAAACAGACCACAUCUUGUUUCUGGAACGGGAUAGUUCUAAAAGCAGUAAUAAAACCAUGCAAGGAAGUCAAAUGUUAAAAACUCCCGUUUC